CUUUGAAGUUGAAUUUGGUGGUUCCAUUCAUUCAUUUUCUUUGAAUAUAAGAAACUUGGGGAGGUGCUUAGAAUAGUAUCACAAUGAAUCUAGUUUGGGUCGUUUCAAUACUCAUUAUCUGCAUACCAGGCUCCACAGAAGGGGCCUCAAGACCUGCUGCCGUGAACGUUGGAGCUAUGUGCACAGUAGGCACCAUCAAUGGAAGAGUCUCAAAGAUUGCCAUUGAGGCUGCUGUGAAUGAUGUGAACUCUGAUCCAACCAUUCUAGGUGGAACUAAAUUAUCUAUAACUUUUCAUGAUUCAAACUUUAGUGGAUUUCUUGGCAUCAUUGGAGCAUUGAAGUUCAUGGAGUCUGAUACAGUAGCUAUAAUUGGUCCACAAACUGCUGUGAUGGCUCAUACACUCUCACAUCUUGCAAAUGAACUUCAUGUCCCUCUAUUGUCAUUCACAGCGCUGGACCCCACCUUAUCAAGUCUGCAGUACCCUUACUUUGUUCAAACUGCACCCAAUGAUCUGUUCCAGAUGGCUGCUAUUGCAGACAUGGUUAGUUAUUUCGGUUGGACAGAGGUGGCUGCAAUUUUCACUGAUGAUGACAGCGGUCGAAAUGGUGUUGCUGCAUUAGGUGAUAAACUUGCAGAAAAACGCCACAAGAUUUGUUACAAGGCAGCACUGCCACCUGACCCAAAAGCAACUAGAGAUGAUGUUAAAAAUCAGUUGGUAAUGAUUCAAAUGAUGGAGUCUCGAGUGAUUGUUCUACACACAUUCGCCAAAUCAGGUCUCGUAGUUUUUGAUGUCGCCCAGGAACUUGGGAUGAUGGAGAGUGGAUAUGUAUGGAUAGCUACUGCUUGGCUAUCCACUGUUUUAGAUUCAACUUCACCUCUUUCUUCAAAGACUGCCAACUCUAUCCAAGGUGCUCUCACUCUUAGACCACACACACCAGACUCAGAAAGAAAAAGGGCUUUUAUAUCAAGGUGGAACAAGUUGAGUAAUGGCUCUAUUGGGUUGAACCCUUAUGGUCUAUAUGCCUAUGACACUGUCUGGAUGCUUGCUCAUGCUAUAAAUUUGCUUUUGGAUCAAGGGGGCACCAUUUCCUUUUCCAACAUCACUAGUCUAGGUGGUCCUAAGGGAGGAGGGACUGUGAACCUUGGUGCAUUGAGCAUUUUUCAUGGUGGGAAGCAGUUGCUGGACAACAUAUUGCAAACCAAUACGACCGGCCUGACUGGUCCUAUAGCAUUUCAUCCAGAUAGAUCUCCACUGAAUCCUGCAUAUGAUCUCAUUAACAUAAUUGAAAAUGGAUAUCAAAGAAUUGGAUACUGGUCUAACUAUUCCGGGAUAUCUGUUGUGCCCCCUGAGACAUCAUCAAACUGGUCUUCUUUGAACCAACACUUACCCACUGUUGUAUGGCCUGGAGGGACAACUGUCAAGCCUCGUGGGUGGGUUUUUCCAAACAAUGGAAAGCAAUUAAGAAUUGGAGUACCUAAUCGAGUUAGCUAUCGAGACUUUGUAUCACGAAGAAAUGGUACUGAUAUAGUUGAAGGAUACUGCAUUGAUAUAUUCCUUGCAGCUAUAAAGUUGCUUCCAUAUGCAGUUCCAUAUGAGUUUGUUCUGUUUGGUGAUGGUCUCAAGAACCCGAGCUACUACGAGUUUGUAAACAUGAUUGCAUCAGGAAAGUUUGAUGCUGCUGUAGGUGACAUUGCCAUCGUCACCAACCGGACAAAGAUUGUGGAUUUCACUCAGCCAUAUAUAGAGUCAGGGCUAGUUGUGGUGGCUCCAGUUAGGAGGUUAAAUUCGAGAGCUUGGGCAUUCUUAAAGCCAUUUAGUCCACUGAUGUGGGCUGUCACAGCAGCUUUCUUCCUGAUCAUUGGAUUUGUCAUGUGGAUUUUGGAACAUAGAAUAAAUGAUGAGUUCAGGGGCCCUCCUAGGAAACAGAUUGUUACAAUCUUAUGGUUUAGCUUCUCUACCAUGUUUUUUGCUCAUAGAGAAAAUACGGUGAGCACACUAGGUCGGAUGGUGCUGAUCAUCUGGCUUUUUAUAGUCCUAAUAAUCAACUCAAGUUAUACAGCUAGCCUGACAUCAAUGCUCACAGUACAACAACUAGAAUCCCCCAUUACUGGAAUUGAUACCUUGGUAACGAGCACCGAACAUAUAGGAUACCAAAUAGGGUCUUUUGCUCAAAACUAUUUGGUUGAGGAGCUCAACAUCCCAAGAUCUAGGCUAGUUCCUCUUGGCUCACCAGAAGCAUAUGCAGACGCCCUUAAGAAAAGAACUGUUGCUGCUGUGGUUGAUGAAAAAGCAUAUAUAGAACUCUUCCUCUCAGAAAACUGCAUGUUCUCAAUUAGGGGGCAGGAGUUCACCAAAAGCGGGUGGGGAUUUGCAUUUCCAAGAGACUCUCCUCUAACCGUUGAUAUGUCAAACGCCAUUCUCACACUGUCAGAGAACGGCGAUCUUCAGAAAAUUCAUGACAAAUGGUUGUCAAGAAAAACCUGUGCACAGACCUCUGACCUCAUAUCAGACCAGCUUCAACUACAAAGUUUCUGGGGACUUUUCCUUAUCUGUGGCAUUGCAUGCCUUAUUGCUUUCUUCAUUCACUUUCUGUUGGCACUACGCCAGUUCAGCCGGCAUUCCCCCGAAGCUGAAGAUCAAACUGAGCCUUCCAGCCAUAGCAGGAGAACCUCCGGCUCUGCGCGCCUCCACACGUUCCUGUCCUUCAUCGACGAAAAGGCAGACGAAUCAAAGAACAAUAACAAGACAAAAAGAAAACGCAAGGAGAUGAUGGUAUCAAAUGGGAAGGAGAAUUGUGAAAAUGACUCGAGGAAUAUAUCCAAGAGAAUACAAAUCAACAACUCUCGAGAUACACAACAAUGCUGACAAUGACACUUGGCUAACUCGUUAAACAUCAUCAAGCCACCUUUCUAAUGAUAAUAAGUUAAUUAAUCAUACCAUAUCAUGUUCUCUCACUCUUUUGUGUUAAUUAUUAAUAGAAAA
Molecule: messenger RNA, 2984 nt
Organism: Prunus avium (sweet cherry)
Lineage: Eukaryota; Viridiplantae; Streptophyta; Magnoliopsida; Rosales; Rosaceae
Gene: GLR2
Product: glutamate receptor 2
Cellular component (GO): membrane
Molecular function (GO): ligand-gated monoatomic ion channel activity
Source: RefSeq, a predicted model, not a curated record